UGGUAUACAAGUCGUCGCUUUCAAACACCGAACAAACCAUUACCAGUGCAUUCAUUGUACAUCAAUUCAUUCAGGUGAGGCAUUGUACACAUACCGACCGGGCCGUCUCAUCUGUUGAAGGUAGUGGAACAGGUAAUUCGCGAUAUUAAUUCUACAGGAUCUGACCAAAGAGAUAUUACAACCACUGAGUUAACUACGCUGAUACAAGAGCUGAAAAUUACCUCUGAAGGGAAGGCUGAAGGCUGGUAAAAAGCACAGUAAUAUUAGCAACCUUUGCAUUCUGUAUUUUCUGAGUUGGACAAUUUGGACUUAAGCAGCAUCUUAUUCGAUAGUGAUGCAUUGAGAAGGAGGAAAGGAUGGGAGCAAGGAAAACAAAGCUUGCAACUGAUGAUAAUGAUGGAAACCGGAAGCAGGUUGAUGAUAAUAGUCAGGACAGCUUCCAACUGUACUCACUGGUAAACUUGAAAGGAGGAGGGGAACUUGUUGAACUCACCAGGGAGGGUAUUAAGACAAAGGACUGGAAACCACUAGAGGACAAACUCAGAAGUGAAUCGGUGAAGAGAUUCCUGUACAAUCAUGGACAAGGCAAAGAUAUCUCAAUCAAGGAACUGGUUAACCGUAGGAACCAGAGCAGAACGGAGAAGGUUGAAAUCAUUGGAGCAGCGUCAAGGCAGCACAGUGCCAACACCAUCAGUCCUGUGAAAGCUGGCGCAAUACGGAAAGUUUGCUGGGACCUAGACCAGCGAGGAGCUGUUGGAGAGACCAUCCUCCAUCUCUGUUUCCUUAAUGCUACUGAGCUUCAUAGUGAGCUUGCUAAGAGAAUCAUCAAAGAAUAUCCUCUCCUUGUUAAUGACAUCUUUCACACAGACCUCUACCAAGGUGAGAGCUGUCUUCACUUUGCCAUCGUCAAUGAAGACUUUACCAUGGUCAAGUUCCUGGUUGAGAAUGGUGCCAACAUUGAUGAGAGGGCUUGUGGCACUUUCUUUCUGCCUGAUGAUCAAAAGAACACCAGGAAGGACACCUAUGACCAUGAAGUUAUUGUCGUGGAUAACAAAACAAACUAUCAUGGACACACCUAUUUUGGUGAGUAUCCUCUGAGCUUUGCAGCAUGUUUGGAGCAAGAAGACAUCUUACGUUACCUUUGGAGCAAGGGAGCUGAUGUGAAUGCACAGGACUGCAAUGGAAACACUAUCCUUCAUAUGACAAUACUUCACAAGAAGAGGGCUCAGUUCACCCAGGCCUUUGAGCUAGGGGCAAGUUGCAGCAUCACCAAUUACCAGGGGUACACUCCUCUCUGUUUGGCAGCAGAGCUGGCAGAUAUUGAAUUCUUUGAGAGCAUCAUUCAUCUAGAGCGCCAAGUUUCAUGGAAAUAUGGUGAUGUAACUUGCGCCCUCUAUCCUCUCUACAACCUGGACAGUAUCGGAGUUGAUGGGAGCGUCAAUGAGAAGUCAGCUCUAUUCACUAUCGUCAAUCAGUCGGACAUUGAUCAUCUGGGCUUAAUGAAGGGUCUGAUGACUAAACUGCUUCACGAAAAAUGGAAGACAUUUGGACGGUUUCAAUUCUACCUGCGCAUGGGGCUCUUUAUAUUCUACUUGAUACUGCUGACAACAGCAUUCUAUCUGCGCCCUGGAAAGGACCGUAAUGCUAGAGAUAUCAAUGUCACUGAUUCGUUUGGAAACACUACGGUUGUGCAUAAGUGGAAUAGGUGUUAUCUGCUCUAUUCAGACACAACCCAAGACAAGUGUCGUCUAGCAUUUGAGUGCAUGACUGUCUUUGGAGCUAUCAUGUUCCUUUACUUUGCAGCUAGAGAGCUCCAUCAUCUUAAAAAGCUCUAUUGGAAUGUACUGCGUAAUGCCCCAGCCAAGGCCAUGUUCCUCUUAUCUUGCUUCUUUGUGAUCCUGGCAUGCUUUGGGCGGAUUCCUCCCUGUGCUCCCUACUAUGAAGAUGUUCUUAUCAUCCUGUGUGUGCUUACAGCAUGCCCUUACUUCCUCUUCUUCUUGAGAGUAUAUGCCCUUGUAGGUCCAUUCAUCUUCAUGAUCUACAAGAUGAUUCAAGGAGAUCUGCUUAAGUUUCUUCUUCUCUAUCUCAUCUUCUUCAUUGGUUUCUCACAAGCAAUGCACAUUGUAUUUCUAUCCUCUGUGGGUGCUGAAACUAAUUUCAUCGACUCUGCAGUCAACAUGUUUGUCAUGUCUCUAGGAGAGUUUGGAGACGUGUAUGAAAAGUUUGAUGAAACUCGGUACCCGCACAUGGCAAAGUUCUUGUUCUUUGUGUACAUGGUGCUUGUGACACUGCUUCUGGUUAACAUGCUGAUUGCCAUGAUGGGGAACACAUUCAGUACCAUAGCUAAUGCAGACUAUGAGUGGCAGAGACAGUGGGCGAAAGUGGUCCUGGUUCUGGAGCAAUCCUUAUCCCCUGAAGUGCGGCAUAGCAUGCAACUUAUGUACUCUCAACCUGUAUGGGAAGGCCUUCCUGGCAGAGCCAUGGUACAGCAAACAGAGAGAGAGACCCAUGAUGACAGAGAAGUGCAGAAGUCCCGUCAGCGCAACAGCCGUAACACCAAGAUGAAGUACAUUGAUGGGGAAUGGGUGCCACCUCCUAUGAAUGACCGUCCCCGUGACAGUGUCUUAGGGGCACAUCAGCAGGGUGACUCAAAACCUCCCAUGACCCUUGUUGUACCAGAAACAAAGAUCAUUCCGCCGGAUGGGGACUAUGUGUGAUUAUGUAUUCCACCAUUACCAUCAAUGUAUGUUGUGUUGAUAAACCACUAUUGAAAGAAACUUUACAUUCAAGCUACAGUCAAACCAGUCUUCAUGGCCGCCUGUCUACAUUCUCGGGCUCUUUUUCUUUAUCCCUUGGAUGGCUUUUAUGGACAUGUUUGACAGUAUUGAAGAGGCAAGUUUGCAGAUAAUAUAGUACUUUCAUCAUAUACAUCUUAUAAAGCCUGUGCCUGAGUAGGCACAUCACAGGCAUAUCACGGUAACUGGAAUAUUCACAUACUUCAAUGUUUGAAGAUUGUCUUCUAUAUUAGGUUGAAAGGCAUGUGAUAUUGGUUUUUCCCCUUAUCAUUGAAAAUGGGAUGAUUAUAAAUUCAAUUUUUCAACGCUCCAAUGUUAGAUAUUAGGUCAUUUUUUUAGAAGUAGUUAAAUGUCAUUAGACAAGUAGACCUACUGCUAUAUGGGUUAAUAUGCUCGUAGCAAUAGACCUGAUGAUGUAAUCAAGUACAUUUUAGAUAAAUAAACUCAUUAUUAACUUGUGUGAAUCCCAUUAUUCUCUUUAUGUUCCAUGGCAAGUAAUAUGUAACCUAUGUACUGUACAUAAUAUUUAUUGAGUAUAUCAUAUUAAUCAUAAAACAGUUGGACACUCAGAAGUAAAAGUUUAUGCUUUAUAGCAAGUAUUUACUAUUUACUAGUGAUUAUAUUUAUUGAUUAUAUUAUACUAAGCAUAUAAUAGUUUGAGACUCAGAAGUUAACAGUGUCAAUUAAGCACUGUGAGAAAUCUGGGUGUAUGGCACAAUUCUUGUUUAAACAUAGGGAGCCACAUAUCCAACACGUGUUAAUCUGUUUUUUGUUGUUGUAUAUGUUAUACAAUCUUCCCCACAUGUAUAGAUACCAGAAAAAACACUUACAGCCUUGUCCAUGCAUGUAUAAUUAGUAAGCUUGAUUAGACUUAUUCUUUACAUGUAAACAUGCAUGUAAAUUUGAAAUCCACUUGCAUCAAAGUGUAAUCUGACACAUGCUUGGGUGACAUGUGCUCAAUUCAAAUCUUUAUUUCAUCAAAGACAUUGGGUUUAGGGUUCGGUGUGAUUGUAAUUUGGUUGGAAUUUAGGGAAUUUUCUAAUAGAAAUUGACUGUCGAAGCAUUUGUCACUGGAGCAACGGUAAUAGAACUAUCAUUAGCCCUCUUUUUACAAUCAAUUUUUUUUCGCAUUCUCGAUGUGAUUCUGUUACUUAUUUUUUAGGAAUUCAUCUAAGCUCAUUAUACAGCAUGGUCGACAUGUUUUAUGUUUAGUUUUAUCGCACCUUGCUGCAUAUGCUGCUGCAUGUUUAUGAAAUUCAUGUUAUUGUCGCAAUGGCAUUAGAAAAUUGUACAAGUUACAUGUACCAACUGCCAAUGAAGCGGAUGACAUAAUAAUUACCUGGAAGAAUAUGCAUUUGCAUACAGCUCAAUGAUCAACAAAGCAACAUUUAAAAAAAAUAUUACAGUAUCUCCAGCCUUACAUAAAUGUAGUUAAAGGUUGCUAUCAUCAGUCAAGGUACUAGUAGCAUGUUUGUAAUUUAUAUUGUAGAAUGAUUAAGCAGGUGUUGAUGAAUUAUCUUCAGUACUUUCAUUGAAGCUAUAUUUAGUGCUUUGCAUGUAUUUUUUUUUACUUGUUAGAGGUUUGUACAUUUGUGUGGACCAAACUUUUAUGCCAAUAACCUUUAUUAUGAAACAUGAAACUAUAUUUGUAUGACAUUCUGCCCAAAUUAUCAUAGUUAAGCGAGAGAUUCAGAGCUAGGAAAUAAAUCAUUAGAUACAUUUUUAAAGAUUUUUUUCAUUUGUUUUUGGAAACAUCAUCCCAAAGGAUAAGUGUUGGUAUACUGAAAGAUGACCUUUAUUCAUGCCUAUUGAUCUACGAUAUUCCAUCUGAAAAUGUACAAGGAAUAUAUUAAAGAGUAUAUUUUUGGCAUGAUGUAUCAUAUUUUAGCAUGACAUAGGCGCUGCCUUUCUAUAACGUGACACACCAGGCGAACUUGUACAUGUAUCAAACACAAGCUGUAGUUAUAGAGACAUUUUAAUUCAUUAACAAAACCUAUCAUUUUCAAUGAGGGAAAAUCAUAGCAGAGGCGGUAAAAAUAAUAUUUGGAAAAAAAUAAAUAAUA
Messenger RNA from Strongylocentrotus purpuratus (purple sea urchin), 4858 nucleotides. Its product is annotated as transient receptor potential cation channel subfamily V member 5. Gene Ontology annotation, molecular function: protein binding; calcium channel activity. Lineage: Eukaryota; Metazoa; Echinodermata; Echinoidea; Camarodonta; Strongylocentrotidae. The coding region runs from base 357 to 2717 and encodes 786 amino acids. The record is from RefSeq and is a predicted model, not a curated record. Gene Ontology annotation, cellular component: membrane. Gene Ontology annotation, biological process: calcium ion import across plasma membrane. The transcript has 16 exons.